ACCAGCCUGGCCUCGACGAAUGACCGGCCAGAACGGCCUUCUUUGGACGUGAUGGCUCUUGCAGCCCGCGUCCUGGUCUGUCCUGCUGGCCAAUCUGCGGCGGGGAAUCCGUCUCGCUCGCCUCCUCACGGGUGCACCCCUAUCACCAUCUGCGGUUGAACGGUCGUCCCUCAACACUGUCCCUGCGGGAGUUGUCACAUCGCGCUUUGCUCUGUGACUCGUCCAGACGGCCUGCUUUCCCCGCUGCAUGGCGGUCGUGAGCGCCAUUGCAGGAACCGGUCAUGCCUCUGUCUCGACUCAAAAAGUCCUGUCAGCCCUCCUGGCGCUGGAGGCUUGCUUUCAUGAUGAUCAUUCCUGCAGUGCUGGAUCGCUCGCCGUGAUUGUGAACCUCUUGAUGAGAUUCUAGUCGAGGUUACUCAAUCUCUCUUACCUGUGGCACACCUUUGUUCGAUCCUUCUGCUCCUCUUCUCCUGCUCCCCUCCACCUCACCUUCACAAUGAGAACCUUCACAGACUCGAUAUCCCAGUGGACGGCAGUCCUCAUGCUGCUCUAUCUGAGCCUGGUCAAUGCUCACUCCAUCAUUACCUACCCCGGAUAUCGAGGCAAUAAUCUACAUACCAACGGCACGGUCGAGGAGACGAACGGUCUGGGAGUCGGAUAUGAGAAUGGCUCCUACGUCUACCCCUAUGGAAUGCAAUGGAUCUACCCUUGCGGUGGUAUGCCCACCUCCCGCAAUCGCACCAAAUGGCCCGUCACCGGCGGUGCCGUCGCCUUGCAACCGGGGUGGUUCCAGGGCCACUCGACGGCCUUCAUCUACAUCAACAUCGGCUGGGGCACCAUCCCUCCCAACAUGAGCAAUCCCAUGGUCUCUGUCUUCGAAAUCACUGGCCCCACCAACAACCCUUAUCCCGGCACCAUCUGUCUGCCGCAAGUGCCCCUGCCUGCCAACAUGACCGUCAGCCCCGGUGACAAUGCCACCAUCCAGAUUGUUGAGGCUGCCAAGCAUGGUGCUGCUCUGUUCGAUUGUGUGGACAUCACUUUCGCCGAGCCCGAAGACGUCGAGGAGGUCACGAAAGAUAACUGCUUCAACUCCACGGACAUUGGCUUCCGAUACGUCUUCGCCUCGCAGUCGCUGACCUCUGGGGCAGUGUCCCGGAUGACCAGUCCGGGCCUGACGGCCGUAGUGCCGAUUCUGUUGAUUGUGGUGCUGGGAUCCCUUAUGAUGUAGAUGCAUGUCUUUUUUGUUCCGUCCAUAACAAAUACCCCUUGUCUCUGUCUCUCCUUAGUUAUCAUACCC
Aspergillus sclerotioniger CBS 115572 is the source of this 1297-nucleotide messenger RNA. RefSeq names its product copper acquisition factor BIM1-like domain-containing protein. Bases 497 to 1228 code for a protein of 243 amino acids. NCBI's taxonomy places the organism in Eukaryota, Fungi, Ascomycota, Eurotiomycetes, Eurotiales, Aspergillaceae. The record is from RefSeq and is a predicted model, not a curated record. The transcript is spliced from 3 exons.